UCACGGGACAUUUAAAUCGUGAUGACGUCGCCACUGUUUUAAAAGGUGAAGAAGAAAAGGAGACCAUGGGAGUGAAGGAACUUUGGGGUCUUGUGUCCCCAACGGGGGAACUGUUGCCUCUAGCUUCCUUAGAAGGGCAGGCUGUGGCUGUGGACCUCUCCUGUUGGGUGGUUGACUCACAGGCACUGCAGCUGGGACAUGUAACUCGCCCACAUCUCAGAAACUUAUUUUUUCGCACCAUGGCCCUGUUGAAGGCGGGAGUGUUGCCAGUGUUUGUACUGGAAGGGGAUGCUCCACGCCUCAAGUGGAACACCAUCACUUCUCGCAACCAGAGAAAUUUUCACCAUUCAGCGCCUUCCAAGAAUGUUUCACUCAAGACAGGAAAAAGGUCCCAAUUUAAAUCAAUUUUGAAACAGUGUGGUGAGCUGCUUGAUCUUCUGGGUGUGCCUUGGGUACAAGCACUUGGUGAGGCAGAGGCAACGUGUGCUGCUCUCAACUACCAUCAGAUGGUAAAGGGAGUCAUUACCCAAGACAGUGACGUCUUCUUAUAUGGGGGUCACACAGUGUUCCGUAAUUUCACUGCUAACCAGAAUAAGGCAACUAUGGAGAAGUUCAGCAUGGAUAUCAUAGAGGACCGCCUACAGUUGACUCGAGGAGGUUUAAUAACUCUUGGCAUCUUGCUUGGGUGUGACUACCUACCUAAUGGUGUGCAGGGGGUUGGUAAAGACACUGCAGUGAAACUCCUGCGAGCUUGGUACAAGGCUGGCGAACGAGAUCCAGUGAAAAGAAUGUGUUCAUGGACAAACCAACAUAGCACAGUGAGCUCCAGAAAAUGGAAAAAUGGGAGCACUGAGGAACUUGAAGCAGGAGUGAGAGAGAGGCUGCUAGCAACAGAUGGGUUCCCUUUCACAGAGAUCCUUCAGGAAUUUCAGCACAAGCUCAGUCGCCCCACUACAAAGAUUAAUUGGGCUCAGCCACGUUAUGAGGAUCUUGUGAAAUGGUGUAUCUGUAUGCUGGACUGGGAACCUUUGUAUGCUGUAGAAAAGAUCUCACCAGUUGUUACUAGAUGGAUUGUAACCCAUGGCACAGGGCUGAGGUGUAUACAGCCGAUCGGCAUUGUGAAACGCUGUGUCCGGCGUGGUGUAGCAGCAUGUGAGGUUCAGUGGAGAGUUGUCAGUUGUGAUCUUCCCAAAGGAACUCCAGAACACCUCACUACUGAUGAACCUCUGCAUCUCAUUCAAGAAUCAUUAUCAAUGCUUGUGCAAGAGUUUGAAGAAAAGACCAAAUCAAAGAAACAAGGUAAAAAUAAAAAGAAGAGCAAGGAUAAUAUCAAGAAACUGACUAAGGAUGACCCUGUGAAAUUAGUUAAGGAUGACACCAGGAAAUCAGUCAAGGAUGACCCUGUGAGAUUGACUAAUGAUGACCCUAGAAAAAUUAAUCUUAAGGAUAACCUUAGGAAAUUGAAUCUGGAUAUGAAUAAUAGCAGCAGCAGCAGCAGUGUCAUGGACGGAAAUGAUAAAUGUUAUGACUUUGUAAUGAAAAGUAAGCACAGUCUUUCAAACCAUUGCAGCAUACAAGUAAAUAGUUCUGAGGAGUUUGUUGCUGACAGGAAUCAUGUAACUAAAGAAAAAAAUAACAUAACUCUGACUGAUGAUGAAAGAGAGGAGAAGCUUGAAGAUGCAGACUUAUCAUUGAUCAUUGACAGAAUCAUAAACAUCAAAAUGAGCAGUCACUUUCCUGAAUGUGGAAGUGUUAACAGACAAGGUGCUGAAUAUAUAAAUGAAAAACAGAAAAAAAAUCAGAACAGCUGUAACUCAGACCAGAAGGCAAUGACACAGUGUGAAGGCCACUAUUCAAGAUACAACUUAGGUGAAGAAAAGGUCGAUAUAAAGAACAUAAGUUGGCAGAAAUUCAAUGAUUCGGGAAAAAGAGAUAAAACUCAAAGAAUAAUCGACAGUACAAUUGAUUUUAAAUUAGAUGAUAAAGAAAAUCAACCAGAAAGUCUCUUUGACAGAGUAUCUAAACGGCUAAAUAAAAGACACAGGAAAAAGGGGCAUGUUUGACCAGCCCUUGCAAU
Homarus americanus (American lobster) is the source of this 2077-nucleotide messenger RNA. It is a transcript of the gene Gen, whose product is annotated as flap endonuclease GEN homolog 1-like. The transcript is spliced from 11 exons. NCBI's taxonomy places the organism in Eukaryota, Metazoa, Arthropoda, Malacostraca, Decapoda, Nephropidae. The record is from RefSeq and is a predicted model, not a curated record. The coding region runs from base 66 to 2063 and encodes 665 amino acids. Gene Ontology annotation, molecular function: four-way junction DNA binding; 5'-flap endonuclease activity.